CACAUAUUUUGUAUACAUUUAUUCAACUAAUACAAUUAAUUAAACAAAAAAUGAGUAAUUUCGAAAGAGAACAAACGUAUUUUAUAUAAGAACAAUCGAAAAUGAAUAUUUACGAGUAAUUAAGGACGAAAAAAUAUUAAAAAUUGCAAUCGAGGGGCUAACUUUUAGAUAUAUUUUUAAUAUUUUUUUUAAAAUAAAUAAAUGGGGAACAAACAAUUAUUAACAAUGAACAAUCAAGAACAAAUGAUGAACAAACGAAUUAAUAGAAAAUAAGUAGAAAACAGGAAAAAAAAAUUUUUUUGAGGGGCUAACUUCAUUCACCUUAAAUGUAGCUAAAUAUUUAUUAAAAUGUAGAGUUCGCAAUUAGUGAAUUGUUUAAAAAUGAUUAUAUUACUGUAGGUGCUACGAACUAUAGAAAAUUUAGUACACACUGUUAAUACUUCAUUGUAUUCAUAAUAAAUAAUUAAAUAACUCAAGGGUCUACCUAAAUGAUUCUUCAAUUCUUCACUAAUUAUUAACCGCUCCUUCGUUUCAGCCUCAUCAAUAUCAAAUGUAAACAAUGUUCGAGUCAGAUGAAAAUGAUGUAUGGGAAGAUCUAUCAAAUAUUCCUGCUGAUCCACCAGUCAUGAGAGAUUUAUGUGUUAAUUGCCAGAGGCCGUCAGUAGUUUGUUGGUGUCUAGCACUUCCUUCUGAAAGACUAUCCCCAAGAAGCACCAUUAUACUUCUGCAGCAUCCAGCAGAAGAAAAGAGAUGUCUUCGAACAGCUCCCAUGCUACAAUUAGGCUUAGCCCCAAACAAGUGCCUUAUUUUUAAAGGGAAAAGAUUUCCUUCAUUGAAACAUGAAAAUUUAGAAAAACUUUUGACCCAACCCAACACGGUACUUUUGUAUCCUAGUAAAACUGCAAUUGACAUUAGAAGUUUAGAAUUAGUUUGCGACAAUUACAAUUUGGUGUUGAUAGAUGGAACAUGGCCACAGGCAAAGGCAAUCUUUGCCUCCAGUCCAAUACUCCACAAUUUAAGACAUGUGAAAUUGAUGACCACUAAUACUAGUAGCUACAUCAUAAGAACACAACCCACAGAAGGAUGUCUCAGUACUUUGGAAACAGCAGCUGAAGCACUAUCUCAACUUGAAAAUAACUCCAUAUAUAGAGAACAACUUGUUCAACCACUCCAUAUAUUGUGUAAAUAUCAGUUGGAAAAUGGUGCUGUCACUCACCAGUCUAAAGAGUUUUUAAUAAAAACAAAUACAUAUCCCAAAUUGAUAGGAAAGAGAUUAUCAAAGUUACUUAGAUCAACAAGUGAUAAUAUUGAAGAAAAAGUAUAAUAGUUUUCAAUUAUGUGUAACGUAUUAUAUAUAUAGUAUAUGCUUAAAAAAACAAUUCCAAUUUAUUUGUAAGUAAAAACAAAGAGAAUAUUAAAAUGUAUAAGCACAUAUUUGGCUAUGUGGUGCCAAUCCUUUCCAAGUGUCUUAAAAGAUGAUUAUGUGAUUCACCUGAAAAUGGGCAGCCAGAUUUUUUGAGUAUUAUACAAUUGUACUAAA
Bombyx mori (domestic silkworm) is the source of this 1540-nucleotide messenger RNA. RefSeq names its product tRNA-uridine aminocarboxypropyltransferase 2 (gene Dtwd2). The record is from RefSeq and is a predicted model, not a curated record. The transcript is spliced from 3 exons. Lineage: Eukaryota; Metazoa; Arthropoda; Insecta; Lepidoptera; Bombycidae. The coding region runs from base 560 to 1324 and encodes 254 amino acids.